Messenger RNA from Oppiella nova, 1002 nucleotides. The record is from the annotation of a GenBank genome assembly. NCBI's taxonomy places the organism in Eukaryota, Metazoa, Arthropoda, Arachnida, Sarcoptiformes, Oppiidae.
GAUGUCUCUCCAUAUGAGUCCUGUUUGUGAAGAGUCCACCAAAACGUGUGUUUUAUUACGGUUUCAAACUUUUCACGUGUUUUCCAUUCAAUGUCUUCACAACACGUCUAGUGUUGAGACAAAUCACUGUUAGUUGAAGACAUCGAUUGCAUCGAAAUUAUGGCCAAAUCCAAGAAAAAAUUGGCUAAAAAUAAGACGAAAGAGAGAAAUGACGAGAAAAGUGAUGCCAAACAUGUGGUCAACAAAUCCAUGGAUUCUGAAGAGUCUGAUGACGAAUACGACGAGGAGUCUGAAGAGGAAGUAUCCGAAGAGGAAUUGGAUAAUGAGAGCAAUUCUAGUGAUGUGUCGGACCAGGCAUCAGAUGAGGGCAUAGAAGACAUGAAUGAGAAUAUCGACUUAAAAGAGUUGAGUGAAGACGAAGACAAUGACAUCCAAUCGGACGAUGACUUGGAACUGAUUGAGACUAAAGACAAACAAACGGAUGACAAGCAUAAAGACAGUGAGAAGAAAGACAUCAAUAAAAUUGAGAACAAAUUGAAGCCAAAGAAGAAGAGUAAAAAUGUGGCGAAAUAUGACGAAUAUGUGAUCGACUCGUCCGACGAAGAGGACUUGAGGAAUACGAUCGGAAACAUACCCUACGAGUGGUAUAACGACUUCGAGCACAUCGGGUAUGACUUAAGCGGAAAGAAGUUAAUAAAACCUCCAAAAGUGGAUGAAAUGCAAGAGUUUCUCAACAAAAUGGAAGAUCCGAUGUAUUGGCGAACAGUGAAGGAUCGGAUGACGGGUCAGAAUGUGAUCCUAACGGACAAUGACGUGGAGAGCAUCCAGAGGGCCAGAAAAGGCAAAUUCCCGGACCCGGGAUAUAACCCAUACGAGCCGUUCAUCGACUUCUUCACGUAUGAGAAGCUCAUACAUCCCGUCACUAACAGACCGGAACCGAAGGCCAGUUUCAUCCCAUCGUUGUCUGAGAAGCGAAAGAUCAGCAAAUUGGUGGCCGCCAUC